AUGACGGACAAGAACCUUAUCCACCCUCAAGCCAACGGCGGUGCAGCCGGGGUUAAGCCAUCAUUCCCGGCGACAAAAGCUCAACUCUACGGCGCCACCCGCCCAACCUACCGUCCUCAAACCCACCGCCGCCCUCGUAGCAACCGUAAUUGGUGUUGCACCAUUUGUUGCUGGCUUAUCCUCAUCCUCAUCUUCAUCCUCCUCCUCCUCGGCGCGGCUGGCACCGUCGUUUACCUCCUCUACCACCCCCAACGUCCUUCUUUUUCCGUCACCUCUCUCAAACUCACCUCUUCUAUGUUUGACCUCACUCUUUCCACCACAAAUCCAAACGACAAAAUCACAUUUUCUUACCAACCCAUCUCUGUUUCUCUCCUCGCCAAUGAACUCGACGUUGGUGACGGCGUUAUUCCGUCGUUUGAACAUGGAACGAAGAACACUACGAUGCUGAAAGCUUUGGUUGAGAGAAGAAGUGUAAAGAGGAAAUCAUUGGAGCUGAAAAUGAAGAUGGAGACUAAGGUAGAGGCUAAGAUGUGGGUUUUUAAAACGCCACGUGUGGGAAUCAAUGUGUUGUGUGACGGCAUUGAUGUUGCCGGAGAGAAAGCGGCGACGGCGGAAGAGAAGUGUGCGGUGGAUGUGAGGUUCAAGGUAUGGAAAUGGACUCUUGGAUGA
Molecule: messenger RNA, 669 nt
Organism: Vicia faba (fava bean)
Lineage: Eukaryota; Viridiplantae; Streptophyta; Magnoliopsida; Fabales; Fabaceae
Source: the annotation of a GenBank genome assembly